GGGGGGGAGCGGAGCGGCGGGGCGCGCCAUGGGGCUGCUGGAGCGCCUGCGGAAGGAGUGGUUCAUCUUCGGGAUCGUGCUGGUCAUCGCGGUGGCGCGGCUGGAGCCCGCCGUCGGCGUCAAAGGGGGAGCCUUGAAACCAGAAAUUACCAUAACUUACAUUGCUGUUUCAGCUAUAUUCUUUAACAGUGGACUCUCCCUAAAAACCGAGGAGCUGACAAGUGCUUUGAUGCAUGUGAAACUACACCUUUUUGUCCAGAUUUUUACACUUGUGUUCUUCCCAACAGCAAUAUGGCUCUUUCUUCAGCUAUUAUCAAUCACACCUAUAAAUGAAUGGCUUUUAAAAGGCUUGCAGACAGUAGGCUGCAUGCCGCCACCCGUGUCUUCUGCGGUGAUUUUAACCAAAGCUGUUGGUGGAAAUGAGGCAGCUGCUAUAUUUAAUUCUGCUUUUGGAAGUUUUUUGGGCAUCGUUAUAACUCCACUUCUGCUUCUGCUUUUUCUUGGAUCAUCAUCCUCUGUGCCUUUUACGUCUAUAUUCUCGCAGCUGUUUAUGACUGUUGUAGUCCCCCUUAUUAUUGGACAGAUUGUCCGAAGAUACAUCAAGGACUGGCUUGAAAGGAAGAAGCCUCCAUUUGGCACUAUCAGCAGCUGUGUGCUCCUGAUGAUCAUCUACACAACAUUCUGUGAUACUUUCGCCAAUCCAAAUAUUGACCUUGAUAAAUUUAGCUUGAUCAUAAUAGUGUUCAUAAUAUUUUCCAUUCAGAUGAGCUUCAUGUUUUUGACUUUCCUCUUCUCUACAAGGAACAACUCUAGUUUCACACCAGCAGACACAGUGGCUAUCGUUUUCUGUUCCACACACAAAUCCCUCACCCUGGGGAUUCCAAUGCUGAAGAUAGUAUUUGCGGGUUAUGAGCACCUGUCCUUAAUUUCCAUCCCCUUACUCAUCUAUCAUCCUGCUCAGAUUCUUCUUGGCAGUCUGUUGGUACCAACAAUAAAAUCUUGGAUGGUUUCUAGGCAAAAGGCACUGAAGUUAACCAGGCAGCCCAAAGCACCUGUGAAGGUAUAAUGAUGGAGAUGGCCUGCAUCGCAGUGAAUGUAUAUAUGUACUAUACUGUACACACAGACAAUUGAGACAACUGGGUAUUUGUGAAUGUUACUUCAGUACAUAUUUUAUUUUUAUAUAUAUAUAUCUUAAAAAGAUACCCAUUAAGUGCCUUACAGAUGCAUUUUUGGCAAAUUGUUUCCAGAAGCCACUUUGUUGGUUGCUGCAAGAGGUUGUACAGUAUUUUGGAGUCCUUUAGUUUUUAUUUUUCUAACAGUGAAUGGUCAUGACAGCAGCUGUUUCUUCCAUUAGCCCUGCUUUUAAAAACAGGGUGCAGCCGCUGUAAGUCUCUGUUUUGACCAGAAGCCUACCCCAUUGCUGGCUUAACCUAGAGAAAAGCCUUCUAAAGGCAGUGGUUUUUUUGAGAUUGACUUGAAUUUCUGUGUGACUCCGUUACACUCCCUAGUCAUAUGACUGUGACAUGCCUUCUUCUUCUGAGUUUGUGUAUACUCAGCAUGGGGCCAUCUAUUGGAUAGGAGCUGAGAAGCAUGAAUUAUUUGCAUUUGUUGACACAGUUGUCUAGACAUUCCUUCAAAGUUAAUGGUUUCUCAAGAAAAUUCUUUCAAUUCCAUUGUAUGAUAUUGUGCCAUUGUAUAUCUUAAAUGCCUCAUAAGCUUCUUCAAAGAAAUGGUCUGGUGCUUGGGUUAUGAGUGAAGUAUUUGUGUUUGCAGCUAGAAUAUCUUUUAUCAUUUAUCCCUGAAAAACACAAUUUUUUGUUUUUCUUUUUUCAUUUCCUUCCCCUGGUGCAAUGCAUGGAGAUCAGCAGUGACAGAAUUUAGGAUGCUAAUAUUGAAACAGAGCCUUUACUGUAGUAAGCCAAGCUAUGUUUUCUAUAUUGCUGCACUGGUAAUGAAUAAUAGCUUGUGAGGGACAAGAUAGGUGACAAUUAUUUUUUUUGCCAAUUAAAAGGAUCCUUAUAGUAACAGAAAUGCUAUAGUAGCUAAUUUGACAAUCAGUCACAACUCUUUAUAAAAUGUUACUCUUUUUAAUAAAUCUAUAUAAAAAAUUACAAAUUACUAUUUCUCAGCAGAGUGUUAAAGAGAAAGGACCACAGUCAUAUAUUUAAACAUAUAGCCAGCACUACUGCUUCUCUGGGAGAUUAAGAUUUCAGAAGCAUACUCUAGUCCCGACUCUGAGGUGUACCUGUUGGCAAAAAAAUGUGCUGGCAAUUGUGCAUUAAAACACUGAAAGAAGUGAAAGAAAUAGGUCAAACUGGGAUCGAUAUAAAUGCAGAAGUUUCAUGUGUGUCAUAGUUAACAUCUCAGUUAAUGGUGCAAUGGAGUGCAGACACCUAGGAGCAGAUCCUUAUCAGAUGUAAAUUAUCAUUGCUCUGAUAAGGCUAUAACCAUUUACACAAGCUGACAACAGGUAUGUGAAAUUCAAACCCUUUUGCUUUAGUGAACAAAAAAAAUUGUGUUUGGUUUACCUAGUCAGUUAUUCCUAGUUCAUUAUUCCUGUGAACUGCAGGAAAGUAAUCUGGUACCAAUCAUUGGUGCUUUACCUGAUAGUCAAGUCAGUGCAGAACUGGUCUGUUGCCAUCUCUGUGAGAAAUGACUGGGAGCUGACAGCAUCAUUGUGUUCAGAAUUGUCAUCAGCAAUACAGCGACCAUGUAACAAAGGUACGUGAAGUGGUAACAUGCUCAACUCUUUCAUUCCCUGGAGGGGGAUAAAGCUCUGCACACUAAGCAGGUAGAAGGGCUGAGGGACACUGUCUACUGCCCGUGUUCCCCAGGGCUGUGCUCUCUUCUCACUGGCCAGUGAUGCAAAGGGCAGUGGCUGUGAUCUCAACAGUUCUGGUCAGCACAUCCCUGGAUGGCAUAGUCAGAUCCACACACAGGCCAACCUGUGCGGUCAUUGGAGAGAGCGGCAUGUGUGUUCUUGGACCAAAUUGAAGGUUCCCCUUCCUUAAGCACACUAACCGGUAACUGGCUCCCUAUGGGAACAAAUUCCUCUGUCUGGGCUUAAAAACCUUGCUUGCAGCAGACAGUCCAGGCCCAGGACAGUUUAUUUUUGCUCAGUGUCCAAAAACCUGAAUUUCCAGAGUAUAUACAGACUUAAUCCCAAUCCCACUGACAUCAGGGACUCUUGGUUGGUUUUGAAUGGCAAAGCAACAGGCUCAGAAAGUGGGUUAGCUUUUUUUAAAUAUAUAGGAAAAGUUCAAGCGUUCAGUAACUUAACUGUGAUUGUGUCAAUGCUAAAUAGUCAGAACACUGCAAGUACCCUUACUGAGCUACCUCUACGUACUGAAUCUCUGACUUUCAGUACAUCCAACAAUUGGCUUAGAUUCCACUGAACACAUCCUUUUUUUCUUUGUUACAUUUUUUCUUCAUUUAAGAAUAUUUAAAACUGUUUUAAGGUGGAGUUUUGUUAGAGCCUUUACAAAGUCCUUGUUGAUUGUUUGGGGCAGCCUAAAUAUUAUGUAUGAGUGUUGGAGGUGUUGGUCUAAAGGGAAUAUAAAGCAAAACUGAAAUACAUAUUUUAAAUCUGUACUUAAUGAAAUUUAAUCAUGCAUAUCAAUUCUGUUAUGUUUAAAAGACUGUUAAAAUGUUUGCUUUAUGACUUCUUAAUAUGCCUGUCUUUAAUAAACAGAAUGGUUUUUAAUUUGA
Molecule: messenger RNA, 3708 nt
Organism: Apus apus (common swift)
Lineage: Eukaryota; Metazoa; Chordata; Aves; Apodiformes; Apodidae
Gene: SLC10A7
Product: solute carrier family 10 member 7
Exons: 12
Coding region: 29-1066 (345 amino acids)
Cellular component (GO): plasma membrane
Source: RefSeq, a predicted model, not a curated record